AUGUACACUCGCUUCGGACGCACAGCAGUGCUGCUCACGCAAAUCUGGCUUCCUACAACACUCGCUCAAGCUCUAGGAACAUGGAGCGAAGUCAUCAACUUCCCCGUCAUCCCGGUCGGCGCCUACGUCGUGCCUGAAGCCCCAUCAUCGUUCCGCAUGAUGGUGUAUUCCGCCUGGUCUCCAAACUCGUUCGGUGGCGAACGAGGGUAUACACAGUUCGCAGAGUUCAACUUCAAUACCGGAACAGUGUCUGAGCGCCAGGUCUCCAACACCAACCAUGACAUGUUCUGCCCAGGCAUGAACUCUCUUUCCGACGGACGCUUGAUCAUCACUGGUGGUAGCAACGCGGAGAAGACUAGUAUCUACGACCCUGCGACCAACCAGUUCGCCUCGGGCGCUGAUAUGAACAUCAAGCGCGGAUACCAAGCUUCUGCACUUCUCUCCAACGGCAAGGUCUUCACAAUUGGCGGCUCCUGGUCCGGUCCUCUGGGUGGCAAGAUGGGAGAAAUCUACAACCCAACCACCAACACCUGGACUGUGCUCCCUGGAGCGGCCGUAGAGCCCAUGCUCACCAACGACAAGGGUGGCAUCUUCCACCAGGACAACCACGCAUGGCUCUUCCCGUGGAAGAAUGGCUCCGUUCUCCAAGCGGGACCUAGCAAAGCCAUGAACUGGUACUACACCGACGGCACAGGUGGCGUCAGCCCUGCUGGCAUCCGUGAUGCGGACAACGACGCCAUGUGUGGUGUAAAUGUCAUGUACGAUGUCGGCAAGAUCUUCUCAGCUGGAGGCUCACACGACUACGGCGACUCUCCCGCGCUCAGUGUCGGCCAUCUGAUCAGCAUCAGCGACGUUGGCGCGCCCGCCACGGUCGAACAACUCCCAGACAUGCACCACAAGCGCGCCUUCGCCAACGUCGUAGUCCUCCCCGACGGCAAAUCCCUAAUCACAGGCGGCCAAGAAGUAGCCCACGGCUUCACAGACGACGAGGCCGUCCUCGAACCCGAGCUCUUCGACCCCGUCACAAAGAACUACACCCUACUCGCACCCGCAACCAUCCCCCGCAACUACCACUCAACAUCCCUCCUCCUCCCCGACGGCCGCGUCUUCAGCGGCGGCGGCGGCCUCUGCUACGACUCCGGCGCCGGCGAAUCCAUCCCCUGCCACAACACAGCCGACCACCCCAACGCCCAGAUCUUCACACCCCCGUACCUCACCACCGGCGCCCCAAGACCAGUCAUCUCGCAGGUCGUCGAGGGCCUCUCCGUCGCGCCCGGCGGCCAGAUCAAGAUCACCAUGGAGGGCUCAACGGCAGGCGUCACCUUUGCGUUGCUCAGAAUCGGGAGCUCAACGCACAGCUUGAACACGGAUCAGAGGCGCAUUCCGCUUACACCGCAGCUUGUGGGCGAUAAUGAUGUUACGCUGCCUGUUCUGGGUGAUUCGGGUAUUAUGCUGCCGGGUGCGUGGUAUCUGUUUGCGGUCAGCGCGGCGGGCGUGCCGAGCGUGGCGAGGACUAUCUUCGUGACGUUGUAA
This is a messenger RNA of Dothidotthia symphoricarpi CBS 119687, 1533 nucleotides long. RefSeq names its product copper radical oxidase. The transcript has a single exon. Bases 1 to 1533 code for a protein of 510 amino acids. Gene Ontology annotation, molecular function: protein binding. NCBI's taxonomy places the organism in Eukaryota, Fungi, Ascomycota, Dothideomycetes, Pleosporales, Dothidotthiaceae. The record is from RefSeq and is a predicted model, not a curated record.